This is a messenger RNA of Spizellomyces punctatus DAOM BR117, 1782 nucleotides long. RefSeq lists its product as uncharacterized. Lineage: Eukaryota; Fungi; Chytridiomycota; Chytridiomycetes; Spizellomycetales; Spizellomycetaceae. The record is from RefSeq and is a predicted model, not a curated record. The coding region runs from base 202 to 1434 and encodes 410 amino acids. Gene Ontology annotation, biological process: biosynthetic process. Gene Ontology annotation, molecular function: pyridoxal phosphate binding; transferase activity. The transcript has 2 exons.
GGUUGUUGUCUGACUGUGUAGAUCACACGGCUGUAGAUCACUGAUUUCUCCAGUGACUGCCAUUUCCUGCAGCACUGCAACAGUCUGUACAAGUAACGGAGUUAGCAGCCUCGCUCUGUCUUUCUGACUCUGGAAUCGGAAUACCCUCAACGUCGGAGAAUGUUGAUGGCACGUAGAAAUCGCUAAAAACACAAGGUCGAAAUGCAACAAAAAACAUUUGAAGAGCAACUUUCAGGAAUCGUUGCACGUCGACGACAACAAAGUCUUCUUCGCACGACACCACUACCUCCCUCACCCCCCUUGAUUGACUUUUCUUCAAAUGAUUACCUAGGACUUGCACAUGAUGCGCACCUUCACGACCGUUUUCUGUCCGCCUUGCAAAAAUCUCCACAUGCACUUGGGUCUACGGGUUCUAGGCUUUUGAAUGGAAAUUCACGGGAAGCACUAUCACUAGAAACGUUCCUUGCCGAUUUUCAUAAUGCACCUGAUGCGCUACUGUUCAAUAGUGGCUAUGAUGCCAAUCUCAGUUUAUUGAGUACUCUGCCACAACCUGACGGUGCUGUAAUUUACGAUGAACUCGUACAUGCAUCUAUGCACGACGGAAUCAAACUUGGUCGUGCAAAGUGUGCGAAAAAGUUUAAACACAAUAAUGUGGAUGCGCUCCGAGACUUGUUGACAGAGUUGUUGGUGGGUAAGGAGGGACAACACGAACGGACAUUGUGUAAAACGGCUGUUGUCGCUGUGGAGAGCUUGUAUUCUAUGGACGGGGAUAUUGCGCCUUUAGAGGAGAUUGUGCAAGUUGUAGAGGAGUUUGAUGGACGGGCUUGUUUGGUGGUCGAUGAAGCUCACUCAACAGGGGUGUUUGGUCCGCAAGGACGGGGCCUGGUCUGUGCACUCGGGCUUGAAUCAAGAGUGUAUGCCCGACUACAUACCUUUGGAAAGGCCAUUGGAAGUCAUGGUGCCGUCGUCCUCGGAUCUCCUACACUGCGAGAGUACUUGGUGAAUUAUGCACGGCCUUUGGUGUAUUCAACCAUGAUACCUUACCAUGGUCUUGUUGCCAUUCGCUGCUCAUACGAGUAUCUAAUGGAAGAGGCUGCGGGCCUUCAAACGAGGAUGACUGAACUGGUACAGGUUUUCAGACAGUCUGUCGGUACACUGCCAUCUGGAGCGGCUUUGCUGCCAUCUGAUUCUAUGAUCCAAGGUGUAGUCCUAGCAGGCAACGCACGGGUGGUGGCACUAGCGACAAAGGUUCAAGCAAAGGGUUUCGACGUGCGUCCAAUCCGCUCGCCGACGGUGCCAAAGGGUUCAGAACGUCUUCGCGUCUGCUUGCAUGCACACAAUACGCGUCAACAAGUUCUCGCCCUUGCAGCGGCGAUAAGAUGGGCAGUUGAGGAAGUGAUUGGCAGGAGUCAGGUUGCUCUUCCCAAGUUAUGAAAACGUUGAAUAGCAGAUACAGAAACUAUGUAGUAUAGAUAAGAGUUGAAGCCCAUUGCGGGCUAUCUAGAUGUAGGAUAUUUACAACAGUUUGAUCACUGCGUCCGUAACGCCCUUGGUUGUUCCUCGUCCACCAAGGUCAGGGGUCAUGGCCUGUGCUUGUUCGUUCAACACCUUAUCUACUGCCGAGUGAAUGCGGGAUGCCUCGGAAGCAAGUCCAAGGUGCUCCAGAAGCAAGGCAGCGGAGCGGAUUGCGGCAAUCGGGUUAGCAAUACCCUUGCCCGCAAUGUCUGGCGCAGAGCCGUGUACUGAAUAAAGGAUAGAUCAACAUUUGAGGCUAGAAAACUG